UUCAAGUUGAUUUCCACGGCUUCCGCGUAAUUCACAUCUCCGUCUGCAAAGAGGAGCUGUCCGUUACCACUGGUGCUAAACGCCUUGAUUUUAUUGGGACAACAUCCGCGAAACGCAAUUUGGGAUUUUAUUUAUUUUAACACUGUUAUCAUUUACAUAGAAAGCAUUCUGUAACUGUAUUCAAGCAACUGCAAUUCCUUUAUCAAACAAUCAAGUCUUCCCAUUAAGACUGGACUUAUUUUACACCUGGGAUAAAGGCGGUUUCUUUACAAAAGCAAGAGGUCCACAGAAGAAAAACGAUGGCUUUCAUGGUGAAACACAUGGUGGGGGGACAACUGAAAAAUCUGACUGGCGGUUUGGGAGAAGAGAUGAAAACAGGAGAAGGGGAAAAGACGGAAGCCGAGGCGAAAGGAAUGACACAGGAAGAGUUUGAACAAUACCAACAGCAGUUGGUGGAGGAAAAGAUGGAGCGGGAUGCCAACUUUGCCCAGAAGAAAGCAGAGCGUGCCACGGUCAGGAGUCACUUUCGGGACAAAUACAGACUUCCAAAGAACGAGGUUGACGACACUCAGAUCCAGCAGGCGGGAGACGACAUCGAGCUGCCCAUGGAGCUAGCCAAGAUGAUCGCCGAGGACAACCAGGAGGAGGCCAACAAGCAGUCCGUCAUCGGGCAGCUGACCAACAUCCAGAACGUGGACCUGGACCAGCUCAAGGACAAGGCCCAGGCCACGCUGGAGGACCUCAAGCAGUCUGCCGAGAAGUGCUGCGUCAUGUGACCCGGACCCGCCCAGACGCCAGUUUACACCUCGCUCAUCCACACACAUUCAACCCUCUACAGUCACUCACAAUCCCAGUGACCUCCCCCGUAACAGUCACACAAACGUUUGCUUGAAGGCACAUAUCACACAUAGAGGCUACAGACAGAGACGUGUAGUUCACUCCUCGGAGACACAGAGAACACGUUCAAGAGGUUACAAAAGGUUACAUACACUAGAACUCUGGCCAACAUGCAAAACAUACAUUUUGUUUACUGCCUCUUAACUCUUAACUGUCUCUGUCUUGUAGCUCAUUGUGCUAAUGGUCUAUGAUCUCUUCCAUACCCCACCCAUGACUCCACAAUUUCAGUAAUGCUGUUUUGUGCUGGUGGUUUGAUAUUGUUUAGCUGCUAUGAUGUGUCAAGUGCUGUCUUUGGGUGUCAUCCUUUGACUGAGAGUACUGGUUUCAAUAUUUAGGAACGCACUCACACACAAACACGCACUCCCCUAAAUAUAUUGCUAUAUGUCAGCAUUGUUGUAUUACGACAGAAGUCAGUAACGCUGCUAUAUAAAUGUUUUUGGAGGCAACUGAGGACACUGAGUGGACACAGAGUACGGGCCUCAUUAUGUACAAAAAUUGUCAAAUUGCAUAUUCAGUAUUUUGUGCGUUUCUGUGGCAUUAAAAACUGUCAUUUGUGUCACUAAUUUUAAUGCGGGGGGAGGGGGGGGGAUAAAAUCUGUAAGACUAGCUUGAAUUCUGAGAGAUGUGGGGGUACUAGCAGAUGUCCAGUUCUCAAAAUGUCCAUUGUCAAAUACUGGUGAUGGCAAUGCUCACAAAGUUAUUGCAAUGCAAUCUAUUUAUACAGCUUGAUAUUUACUGAAGCAAUCAAGGUUUCGUAAAUAUCCUUGCUCAAGGGUACCACAGCAGCACCCCACCUGGGAUCGUACCCAUAAUUCCUGAGUUAUAAAUCCUUCCCUGUCCAUUAUUCUACAUUAGCAGUUUGCCACCCAUUGCACGAACAGCGUGGUAAUUUCACCCGACUGGGGCUUUGAGAAAGCCCCCACAUUUCUGAAAUGUGCUUAUGCUUCAUUUUGAAUUUAGAAGUUACCAUUCACUAAUGUAGCUGUUAAAAUGAAUUAAUUGAUUUACAAAUACAUUAAUUAAGCAUUAAAUUAACUUCAGUAGUUCAUGUAUUUAACUACUUAUUAAUGUAUUAGGUAUAUGAAUAUUUAUACAUUAGCAAACCAUAGGAUACAUUUCUAAUUAGUUAAUCAUUAACUAAUAAAUUACGUUUUAUUAAUUCCAGUAUUAAUCGGCAUUAACUAAUGUUGUUGCAAACAUUAAUUAAUGAUGUACAAAUACAUAAACACAGCUGUACAGAUUAACUUCUCACUAGCUAGUUAACAACUGCAUUCGUUAAUGCCAAUUCAUGUAACCUUAUUAUCGUGUUACCUUAGGAUUGAAUGACAUUUGCUAAAUAUACAGUAUGUGAAUAUGAAAAGCACUUGCAUUGUUAUUGAGUACUUAUCACCCUUCAAACUGGUGAAGAGGAGAAGGAAGGACAUUGCUUUUGUUGCUCUUCUUGUCGUGUAGCUUGCUAGGUGGAAAGGCUGAGCUAGGCUCAGUAAAUGAUUGACAUCUGCUUCAUAGGCCCAUUAGUUUUAAUGACAAUUCCAGUUAUGCAACUGAAAGGAUUAUUAUUUUCAAAAUUAUUUUGCACUUUUUCUACUCUAAUCUCUUAUUUUGUUAUUGUUUUCAAGGGUCUGAUUUUAAACUUGAUGAUUUUUGAAUGAUUAGAGUACCCCUUGCUAUAUGUGGGACUGUAAAAUCUACAAUAAACAUAUUUUAUAACACAUG
This is a messenger RNA of Conger conger (European conger), 2613 nucleotides long. RefSeq names its product complexin-3-like. Gene Ontology annotation, molecular function: syntaxin binding. Lineage: Eukaryota; Metazoa; Chordata; Actinopteri; Anguilliformes; Congridae. The transcript is spliced from 3 exons. Gene Ontology annotation, biological process: regulation of neurotransmitter secretion; synaptic vesicle exocytosis; neurotransmitter transport. Gene Ontology annotation, cellular component: SNARE complex; terminal bouton. The record is from RefSeq and is a predicted model, not a curated record. Bases 300 to 776 code for a protein of 158 amino acids.